AUGUCCACGUCUGCUGCUCCCGUCGGCGCUGGAGGAGGUGCCCAGCACCCGCACGGCCAUCUUCCGCCCCAGUCCAUGAUCAAUUUCCAACACGAAGACGGAGACGAUGAUGAGGGCGACGAUGAUGACGAGGGCCCGUCCAAAAAGGCCGCUGACAAAAAAUCUGGCCGCAGAAAGAUCAAGAUCGAGUUUAUCAACGACAAGUCGAGGAGACACAUUACAUUCUCAAAGCGCAAGGCUGGAAUUAUGAAAAAGGCAUAUGAGCUCUCUACGCUCACGGGUACUCAAGUCCUCUUGCUCGUCGUCUCAGAGACUGGUCUCGUCUAUACCUUUACCACGGCCAAACUGCAGCCUUUGGUCACACAGCCAGAGGGCAAGAACCUCAUCCAAGCUUGUCUCAACGCCCCCGCAGGUCAGAUCCCUACGGGUGCACCGCUCGGACAGGCAGGAAGUAGCGUUCAUCAAGCAAAUAUUCACAACCAGCCACAGGUCCCGCAGUCGUCCGGUGGGCCCGUUCCAGUUACACAUCCAGCUUCUGGCGUCGCUCAGGGCAUGCCCCCGCCAACGGCAAUGCCUCCGCCUACACGCAACAUUCCAGGUGGUAUCAAUAUUGGUGGCAACAAACGCGAUGACGACAUGGAAGACGAUGAUGAAGAAGAACCCGCGAGCCCCUCCGACGACGCGACGUCGCCCAUGGUCGAUCUCGGGCCCGGGGGCUUGCAACGCCAUACGUCUCAUCAUGGUGCACCCGGUCAACCUCGUCCUACUGCCGCUACGAACCAUUCCGCUAGAGGAGCGCAUCAUGGUGUCCAUCCAUACGGUGGAGGUGCUCGUGAUGCCGGUCACAGACGUCGAACGAGCAGUAACACCAAUGCCGCCUCUGCUGGUGGCGUCGGUGGUCCCGGACGUGUGACGAGUCCACGACUUGCAAUGCAGCGACAGGCGAGUGGGUUGAGCGACAACAAUGGUGGACUAGAGACCCAGAGCCCGACGACAAUGCAUUACGCGCCUCAUGCACACGACCCUCAGGCUGCGCUGUACUAUGGUCAACAAGGAUAUCCCCCUCAACAGCAACAACCCGGUCCGCCACAAGGUGCGCCGCCAGGCAGUUGGGGACAGGCGCCUCCAGGUGUCCAUCAGCAUCGCAGGUGA
Serendipita indica DSM 11827 is the source of this 1152-nucleotide messenger RNA. The record is from the annotation of a GenBank genome assembly. Lineage: Eukaryota; Fungi; Basidiomycota; Agaricomycetes; Sebacinales; Serendipitaceae.